Molecule: messenger RNA, 945 nt
Organism: Fusarium fujikuroi IMI 58289
Lineage: Eukaryota; Fungi; Ascomycota; Sordariomycetes; Hypocreales; Nectriaceae
Exons: 1
Coding region: 1-945 (314 amino acids)
Source: RefSeq, a predicted model, not a curated record
AUGCUCACUGGAUCUACGACCGCGAUCUUCCCCGUGUCAUCCACCACGGAUACCAGUGUGGCAGUUAUUGAGACCAGUACUACCGCCGAAACCAGCGAGACUGACACCGAGACUUCUACGACACUUUUGACCAGCACCACGGCUGCAUCAGUGGACACUACCACUACUGGAGAGGGAACAGCUACAGCAAUUGAGACUACCACAGCCGCCGAGUCUGGAACUACAGCUACCACUGAGGCUGUAACCACGACCGGGGAGGCAACCACCACAAAGGCUCAGACAACCACCACAGCAGAGGCCGAGACUACUACUACAGAGGCCGCUACUACAACAACCGCCGCAGACCCCGGCUGUGCCCAAACCAUACUCCUAGCCAAUCCCACUCCGAUCUUUGACGCACAGAAUGGUAGAUAUGAUGAUUUCAACACCGGCGUCACUGCACCUUUCCCCAUCGAGUUCUUUGGCGCUGCCUCAAGCAGUGUCUACGUCAGCACGAACGGCUUUCUAUCACUAGACUCGGGCUCGAAUUCUUAUGCCAAUACCGGAUUGCCCACCGAAAGCAUCCCGAGUAAUAGCAUCAUGCCUUACUGGGAAGAUCUCCUGAUCACCGAGGGCACCUGUAACACGGGCAUCUUCUACGAUGUCUAUGAAACCGCCCGCGGCAGCACCUUCACCAUCGAGUAUAAUGUUGGCAGUCUUCAGCCUUCGCUGAUAGGAACCGGUGAGCACUUCUCGGUCAGUUUCUACGAGGACCAUCCCGGCUUGGUCAGGUUUGAGUACUAUCAGACUACAAAACAUGGUUCGAGCGCAACUAUUGGUCUGCAGAGUGGGGAGAUGUUCUCCCAAUUCUCUUUCAACCAGGAAAACUCUGUCCCUGAUCAGUACUUCAUUGAGAUUGAAACGACCGAAGGAGGAGGCGCACUCACCCGAACAGGUUCUCUGUAA